UCCGGCCUCUUCAGACGCGCUGGCCGGGUGCGGGCACUGUGCACGCUCUGCGCUCCGUACGGCUGGUUUGCGGCAAGGGUCUUCACCGCCGGGGGAUGGGCGGCCAGGCCCGCAGCAAGGCUGGCACCGCUCCCGCGAGGAGCCUUAGUCUAGGAGUGUGAAGGCGCGGGCGGCUGCCGCUGGCCCUGCGCGACGCGUGUGUUCUCUUUUGUGCCAAACCUCCCGGCCCGCGCGCGAUGCAGCGGGCGGCGGCGCUGGCCCGACGGGGCUGCCCUCCCCGCGCCGCUGGCCCCUGGAGCCGCCGUUGGAGCAGUGCGCCUGCCGAGGCCCCGGCCGUGCUCCCGGUGAGGCGCGGGCGCAUCCUCACGCCGGAGUCCAUGAACCCGCAGGUGCGCGCCGUGGAGUAUGCAGUGCGCGGGCCCAUCGUGCUCAAGGCCGGCGAGAUCGAACUCGAGCUGCAGCGGGGUAUCAAAAAACCAUUCACUGAGGUCAUCCGAGCCAACAUUGGGGAUGCCCAGGCUAUGGGUCAGCAGCCAAUCACCUUCCUUCGACAGGUGAUGGCUCUCUGCACCUACCCAAACCUGCUGGACAGCCCCAGCUUCCCAGAAGAUGCUAAGAAACGUGCUCGGCGGAUUCUGCAGGCUUGUGGUGGGAACAGCCUAGGGUCAUACAGUGCCAGCCAAGGAGUCAACUGCAUCCGUGAAGAUGUGGCUGCCUACAUCACCAGGAGAGAUGGCGGUGUGCCUGCAGACCCAGACAACAUUUAUCUGACCACUGGGGCUAGUGAUGGCAUUACCACAAUCCUGAAGAUCCUCGUCUCUGGGGGUGGCAAGUCGCGGACCGGUGUGAUGAUUCCCAUCCCACAGUAUCCCCUCUACUCGGCAGUCAUCUCAGAGCUUGGUGCCAUCCAGGUGAAUUACUACCUGGACGAGGAGAACUGCUGGGCCUUGAAUGUGAAUGAGCUCCGGCGGGCUGUGCAAGAGGCCAAAGACCACUGUGACCCCAAGGUGCUCUGCAUCAUCAACCCGGGGAACCCCACAGGCCAGGUACAAAGCAGAAAGUGCAUAGAAGAUGUGAUUCACUUUGCCUGGGAAGAGAAGCUCUUUCUCCUGGCUGAUGAGGUGUACCAGGAUAAUGUGUACUCUCCAGACUGCAGAUUCCACUCCUUUAAGAAGGUGCUUUAUGAGAUGGGACCCGAGUAUUCCAGCAAUGUGGAACUUGCCUCCUUCCACUCUACCUCCAAGGGCUACAUGGGCGAGUGUGGCUACCGAGGAGGCUACAUGGAGGUGAUCAACCUACACCCUGAGAUCAAGGGACAGUUGGUGAAGCUGCUCUCUGUGCGUCUGUGCCCACCAGUGUCGGGUCAGGCUGCCAUGGACAUUGUCGUGAACCCCCCAGUGCCAGGGGAGGAGUCCUUUGAGCAGUUCCACAGGGAGAAGGAGUCCGUCCUAGGUAAUCUGGCCACAAAAGCAAAGCUGACAGAAGACCUGUUUAAUGAAGUCCCAGGAAUUCACUGCAACCCCCUGCAGGGUGCCAUGUACGCCUUUCCUCGGAUCUUCAUUCCCUCCAAGGCUGUGGAAGCAGCUCAGGCCCACAAAAUGGCUCCGGACAUGUUUUACUGUAUGAAGCUCCUGGAGGAGACUGGCAUCUGCGUGGUGCCUGGUAGCGGCUUUGGGCAAAGGGAAGGCACCUACCACUUCAGAAUGACCAUCCUCCCUCCCGUGGAGAAGCUGAAGACAGUGCUCCAGAAAGUGAAGGACUUCCACAUCAAGUUCCUAGAGCAGUACGCCUGAGGACGACCCCUGGGCUCCUCCUGACCCCUCCCAGCCUCCCCCAGUGACUGCCUCAGGCCCCACAAGGUCGCUGGUCAUGUUCAUGUCACUCUGCACAGGGGACUCCUUUCUUUGUGCCUUGAUGUUGGGAGCAAAUGUGAAGCCACAGUGUCUCAGCUCCAGGUUUUGCGAUGCAAACACAGUAGAGGAGAUGGCUCAGCAGAUGUGGACAGAGCUCUCUGAAUCAUCUGUUGCUGCUUUUGAAAAGUUCUCUUUAGGCUUUAAACAACCAGGCUGCGUUGGAUGAGGUGUCUCAGACCUGGAGAAAGAAGCAGAUGUUGGGAAAUGUGUGAGUGAACCACAGUGAGGACUGGAAACAGAAUUUACCAACAUAAUCUAUGAAAUAAAACCCUUAGUGGUGUGAAGGUCUAGUCUUUUGAACAGUAGAGCCCAGAGUGCAGUAGGGCCUCAGGGGAAGGUCCAUCACUAUGGCCUGGAGAGGGGCAGCCUGGCCCUGACAAGAACAAGGCCCCCAGGCAGGACAGGAUGCUCGCAGGUUCUGGUGGCACCAGAGCUGCGGCAGGGAGCAGUGUGUGUGAGCCAGGCUGUGGACAUAAUGCAGACUCCCCUACUGAGCAUCAUGGCAGGUCCUGAGGACUCAGUACCCCAAAGGCUUCAGGAAUGAAGGGCUCCUCACCAGGCCUACCUUGACACUGGUUUGAGAAGUCUUGGACUUCAGGGACCCACCUCAGCUAUAUCCCAGUUAUGUGAAGGCCUAUCUAUCGGUCAACCCCCUCGUGACCCAGUGGCAGCUUUCUCUCCAGGAUUUGACUGAGCCAUUACAUAUACUACUCCCUGCUGGUGGCUGCUGGACAAGGUGAGAAUGAAACCUCAGCCAUGAAGGGGUCCUUAUGGAGUUGACCAACCAACAGCCCCGCCCCUGUAGUUCCUUGCUCUGUUUCAGACUGGCCCAUUUGGAGCUCCUGGUAGACAGGCUGCAGUGCAGGAGUGAAUGCAGUCAGUUUCAAAGUUUGUUGAAGUAUUUUGAUUUCAUGCAAAGCAUUCCUUUCUGCCUUCCCCCAUGAGAGGCAGCCACGGGCAUCUGUCCAGCCAGGAGAGUAGUGUCCCUGCAUUAGCAAACCGCAGCCACUGGCCACACACCUGGCUGUCCCCUUCACCAGUAGCCCUGCCCCUCUCAUCAUCCGCACUCAGUAGUGGGCAGUGAGGGAAGCUGGGGCCAGCUCAGGUGUUGGGACCAGCGGUUACAAAGUGGACCCAAGGGAGCUGGAGAGAGCAGUCUGAAGGGACUCCCUGUGCUGAUUUCCAUGCUGGGAAAUGCACGCAAACCCCACGCUGUCCUUGCUCACACUACUGUACCAGUGAGGAAAGCAGCCACGGUCUCGGAUAACAAAAGGGAAUGUUUGGAACUCCUUCCUCACAAAAUUGAAAAUGUCGUGCUUGUGCUUACUGUGGCAUAAACCAGAAUGUGUCCCAGAGUCGUAAGAUUUCUGGCAGGAGGGUUAAAUAGUACAAGCUAUUAUAUUUUUUAUAUUUUUGUAACAAUUGCUUUUUCAUGAGGGAAGGGGGUUAGGUUAGUAUUUAUAGUCUUAACAAGUCCAAUAAUUUUUAUAAGCCUCUUCAGAUUAUAAAUAACCCCAUAAAAACUUUGCAAUGUUUACAUGAUUUUUAAAGAGAUGCCAUAUACACUUGGUUUGCUUUAAAAAUAAACUAAUGAUUAGGUCAGCUAGUUUGGGCAGUUAACCUAAGGUCGGAAUGGCAAUCAUGACAGAUUUGAUUUUCUGCAGAUUCUGCUUGAUGCCUUUCCUCUUCCAGCAGCACCCAGAAAGCUGGCUCUUGGGUCUCACCUUGAGGCCAGCUGUGUGCUUUCCGCUGCUGCCCUUCUCUGCCUGUGGAGCGCAGGGAGCUCUUCACACACCUGCAGACCGCCGGGCUUGUUUUCUAAUUGAUUUGCACAGGCAUCUCCUUGCAGAGGGACUGGAGGAGGGGGCUCUGCUGGGAAUUUCUGAUCAAUAAAUUACAUUUCCCAAAUGA
Octodon degus (degu) is the source of this 3824-nucleotide messenger RNA. It is a transcript of the gene Gpt2, whose product is annotated as glutamic--pyruvic transaminase 2. The record is from RefSeq and is a predicted model, not a curated record. The transcript is spliced from 11 exons. Gene Ontology annotation, biological process: biosynthetic process. Gene Ontology annotation, molecular function: L-alanine:2-oxoglutarate transaminase activity; pyridoxal phosphate binding. The coding region runs from base 237 to 1793 and encodes 518 amino acids. Lineage: Eukaryota; Metazoa; Chordata; Mammalia; Rodentia; Octodontidae.